Mollisia scopiformis is the source of this 1237-nucleotide messenger RNA. Its product is annotated as alpha/beta-hydrolase. The record is from RefSeq and is a predicted model, not a curated record. The coding region runs from base 78 to 854 and encodes 258 amino acids. The transcript has 3 exons. NCBI's taxonomy places the organism in Eukaryota, Fungi, Ascomycota, Leotiomycetes, Helotiales, Mollisiaceae.
UUCUCAAUCCAUCGAUUAUUCAGAACUUUUUAUUCUAAAAGCAAUCAUUGUCUUUUUCGAACCUAGAUUUGUUGAUAAUGUCUCCCAAGCCAACACUUAUUUUUGUCCCAGGAGCAUGGCACCCCGCCAGUAUCUGGGACAAAGUGAGUUCGCUAUUAAAAGCACAGGGGUACAACUGCAUUGCUAUUACUCUGCCGACAACCACUUCAGAUCCUUCAAAGACGUUCUCGGAUGACUUCCAGGCUGUCCGAAACGCCAUCAAGACGGAGACAGCCCAAGGACGUAACGUUGUGGUUGUGGUGCACAGCUAUGGAGGAGCAGUAGGCGUGAGUGCAGUCAAAGAUCUCACGGCAGCCAAAGGAAACACUUCGACGAUUACUUCUGAUCCGACCGGUCACGUAAUUGGCAUUUGCUCAAUGGCCUCUGGAUUUGGCCCCGCCGGGAAGACCUUUAUGGAUGCGCUUGGUGGAGCGCCGCCAAACUCAUGGAAGCUCGACUAUGAGAGUGGUUUUGCUGUUCUAGUGGGAGAUCCUAGCGAGUCUUUCUAUCACGACUUGCCGGAAGAAGAACGCAAGUACUGGGUCAGCAAACUCUUGGACCAAUCAUUGAAAGCUCUCACUGAAGGAGCAGAGGACACUUAUGCAGGUUGGAUGGAUGUGCCCGUGUGGUAUCUGGCUACUACUGAGGACAGGGCGUUACCAUUUCAAGCGCAACAGUACUUUGUCCAGACUGUUAAAGAUGCGGGAGGAAACAUAACAGUACGAGAAGUUGAGAGCGGCCACUCACCAAUGUUGAGUAAGCCAAAAGAGACUGCGGAUUUCAUAUCGGAAGCGGUAACGGCCUUUGUCGGCUGAAGUUUUCUUUGUGAUCGAGAGCGAAGUUGGCUCUCGUUCAGAUAGAUGCCUGUACUCGUACUGUUAAAAAUCUACUCUGCUCCUCCCAAACCGCUAUUCUGUCUUCACCAGUUGAUUAUACCAACUCGGAUUGUAUGGUGAGUAUAAACAAUGACUGGAAGCUCAAUAUCCCCAGUAUCUGUGGUUUUUGACCACUGUUUCAUACAGUCAGCAUCGGGCCUGAAGGAUGGUGCUGUUGACAAGUCACUCCAGUAACGUAAGAGGAUGAUCUCCCUGCACAAGUCCGACACGCUCUUUGUCAGGCAAAGAUUCAACGAUCCGCAUCUGGGAAAGUAACGACGCUGGACACGACUCAUGGCUGCGCAGCAUCUUCACAUUUUCCU